Messenger RNA from Aedes aegypti (yellow fever mosquito), 2483 nucleotides. RefSeq names its product TRAF3-interacting protein 1 (gene IFT54). Gene Ontology annotation, biological process: regulation of microtubule cytoskeleton organization; intraciliary transport; cilium assembly. The record is from RefSeq and is a predicted model, not a curated record. The transcript has 5 exons. The coding region runs from base 239 to 2221 and encodes 660 amino acids. Lineage: Eukaryota; Metazoa; Arthropoda; Insecta; Diptera; Culicidae. Gene Ontology annotation, molecular function: microtubule binding. Gene Ontology annotation, cellular component: centrosome; intraciliary transport particle B; axoneme.
AGCAACCAUUGCUCUACAACAAUGAUUUACAUUAUCCUUACGCGAGGACAUCGUGAUCGGUCGGAAAACAAGCAGUUACAUCGUGAUAAUAAUUAAUUUCAAGUUUUAAGUCUCUAAAUACCCGUCUAAAUCUAAUCAGUUUCUUCUACAAUAUAACCAAUCCAUGUGUAACGUGUAAAUGUGCAAGGAAAGUGUAGAUUUAGCACGUGUGGCGCAAUAGACGCUUUAGGCAGUCAAAAUGGGUGACCCAGAUCCUGCCAUCAUUAAGAAGACCCAAACCUUGCUGAGGAAAUACGUGAAAAAGCCGGCCCUGACGGAUAAGUUGUUGAAGAAACCUCCGUUCCGGUUCCUCCACGACAUCAUCAAUGUGGUCAUCAAGGACACUGGAUUCUUGAGCGGGUUGUACACACCAGACGAGCUGAUAUCGGAUAACAUCAAGGAUCGGGAUGCGAAGAUUGCCUAUCUGCAGAAGUUGAUUGACGUUACCAAAUCCGUAACAGGGCAAGAGUUGAAAGUACGCCCUUCAAAGGUCGUUGCCGGUCUUGAGGCGGACAAAACGAAUGAACUUCUGCAGGCAAUUGGCACUGCACUGGACAAGAAAUUGGAUAGCUCGAGUGCUAUUCAAGCCUACGUGAAAGGAACAGUAGCAGGCACUAGCAAUGGUAACAAUGAACCGAUAACAUCGAACGGAGUAAAACCCAAAGAUGAUAAGAAGAAAGAAGAGAAAAAGAAGGAAAAGGAUAAGGAAAAAGUUAAAGAUAAAGAAACUGAUAAAGUCAAGGAGAGAGAUAAAGACAAGGAUAAAGUGAAAAUAAAAGACAAAGAGCGAACGAAACGUGGCAGUGAUGCAGUUGAGACGAAAAAAGAAGAUACAAGAAUCAAAAAGGAAAAGCCCGAAAAGGCAAGUAAAACUAAGGAAAAGGACAAAACAACCAGCUCUAACAAGGUGGAAAAAUCUAAAGUUAGCAAACCAGACACCAAGUCGACCAACGAUAGGAAGAAGCUAGAAAAACAAAAAUCUAAAGAAAAGGAGAAACCUUUGAAACGAUCGGAGUCGAUUAAAGAAGAACCUUCUUCAACGAAUGGAAAGCCAUCGUUGAACAAUAUCGCCGAAUCAAGUAUGGAAAAUGAUAGCAAAGACUCACAGAAAGACACACAAGAAGUCCCGGAAGCGAACAGGAAAAAAUCUCCUGCCACUGUCGAGGAUGAAUUGGUUGCCAUAAUAGACGAAGAAGCAGAACUACGACGGGCGGAGAAAAACUCCAGUCGCAGAUCAUCACUCAAAAAACAGGGAAGUUUAACACAUAGCGAAAACAAUGCUCUGGCAGACCUGAAUCAAUACAAUGGCCUAGAAAUCCAGGGUCCAAGCCGACAGAACAGUGGAAUCAUGGGGGAGCCUAUCACUAGACACGAUUCGGACCCAGUAGAACCCAUCGCGAGUGAGCGGAUAUCGGUCAAGCCACCAAUAAAUCGUCAGCAAUCAGUGGAUAGCGUAAUGCGACCAAGAACCAGCCUGCGGCCGCCAAGUGUUCGACCACCUUCCGCCCGACCUGGAGCUCCACGGCGAAAGGAGAAAAACGUUGAAAUUGUGCUGCAACCUAACGAAACGACCAAGCUGGGUGAGAUCAACGUCAAAAUGGAGGUGUUCAACAACGAGCUGCUGGACGACGAUGGUGAAAAUCUGAUUGUCAUUGAAGAUCCCACUCAGGCUGGCGAUGUGUACAGCGGAACACCAACGGAUGCUACUGAGGUCAAAGAAGAACAAGAACAGGGUCACUUGGUGCAACAGAUUCUCGAGACGCAAAAGGAGUUCUCGAACAUAGCAGGACCGGAAGCAAAUGUGGAGGUUCCUAAGAAGCCGGAUAACGAAUGGACCACCAGCCAGAGACAAUCGUCGGUGAAACAAAUGGAGACGCUACGCGAGUCCAUUCAGAAGUUGACUCGUUCCGUGAAUCCUCUAGGAAAGCUGAUGGAUUUCAUCCAGGAGGACAUUGACUCCAUGGAACGUGAGUUAACCAACUGGCAGCAAAUUUAUUCGAGAGCAGUUGUUGAUCUGAAUAAGGAGCGAAGUGCGAACGAGAAUGCAAUCGAACCGUUGAAACAUCAGCUGGCCCAGAUUGAAACGAACAUCAAGGAGUAUCGGGACAUGGUGGAUGCGACGAGGGGCAACAUUCUUCAGAACGAGCAAAAGAUUGAGAGAUUGUACAUGACGGAGAUUUAGGGUCGAUUUCAUUUUUCAAGUGUUGUGUUUUUUACGGUUUAUAAAUUUUAUAUGAAUCAAAUGUAGCUAGUAUAGAUUCGUGGUUCAGUUUGUAGAAUUAUUACAUAACUAGAUUAUUUCCAUCAAAUUCAUAUGAAACAUGUCAUAUCUCUUCAAACUGAGCCAGCAUUUCCAAAUGUGACUAAAACAUACAUCAGAUACUAAACUAAACAAGAAGCAAGAUUGUUAAAAAAUUGAUAAAAAUAAAUAUGAUCACACAAAA